GGAGAUGAUGCAUACUCAUGAAAGUAUCAAUAGCAUCUUGGCUCGGGGAACGCUCCACUGUCCCAAGCUCCUGGCGAUGAGACGAAGCUGGCCCCAGCUCUGCAGUCGUACCACAGGCCAGACACUGGAUUCUCAUCUUGUUUGUCCCCAUCCUCAUGCCAGCCAGAACAAUCAUCAUAAACAAAUCUUACGGACUCUGUAGUUCAUAAUGCUUCUGUCGCGAUGGAAACGCAAGCCAGAAAUCACCGACUCGCAUCACCAUCGCGACCAGCACAGGAAAAAGCGGCAUACCUCGUUGCCACCCCACACUCGUUAUUAUGUUUUCUUCUUCUUCAGGGUCACGAGGCGGCACAACAACAAGCCAUAGCUUGUGGCCUCUCUUCUUGUUAUUGUUACCAGCCACUGGAGUCUCUGCCCAAUUACUCAACAAUGCUCUACCCCUCGUCACCCAAGUCCAAGUCUCGGCAGACCUCGAUCUCACCGUCACCCUCACACAGACCAGUUUGAUCACUUUACCCCAACUCACAAUCCUCUAUCCCUAUACCGUGACUGUCCCGCCACUGGACUACGACGGCACUCAGACUUUGUUUGCCACUGUUCCAGGCAUUCCGACGACGUUGUCUGGGACGAGGGCGGGGACUUUGCUUCCGCUUACUUUGGCUACUCCUACUGCUGUGACUCCUCUACUUCCGGAUCUUCCUUUGACGAAUCUCCUACCGGGAGUUUCGAGUGUGUUGGGUCAGUUGCCUACGCUGUCGGUUGGGAAUCCGUCGACGGUCCUUGAUCCUUUGACGAAUGUUGUCCCCGGAGUUUCGAGUGCGCUGGGUCAGCUUCCUACGCCGUCGGUUGGGAAUCCGUUGACGAACAUUGUCCCUGGCCUUUCGAGUGUGCUGGGUCAGCUACCUACUUUUACUCUUGGUAACCCAUUGACCAAUAUUGUCCCUGGCCUUUCAAGCGUUGUGGGUCAGCUGCCGACCCCGAGUCCACUUCCAUCUCUUGGAAACCCCUUGACGAACAUCGUCCCUGGCCUUUCAAGUGUUCUUGGUCAACUGCCUACUCCAUCUCUUGGCAACCCAUUGACGAAUCUUGAUCCCUUGACCAACAUUGUCCCUGGCCUUUCAAGUGUACUGGGUCAGCUACCUACUCCAUCUCUUGGCAACCCGCUUACCAAUAUUGUCCCUGGCCUCUCGAGUGUGCUGGGCCAGUUGCCUACUCCAUCUCUUGGCAACCCGCUUACCAAUAUUGUCCCUGGCCUCUCAAGUGUGCUAGGUCAACUGCCAACACCAAGUCCACUUCCAUCUCUCGGCAACCCAUUGACCCAGCUGGUUCCUAAUCUCUCAUCGGCUCUCAACGGUAUUCUUCCCACCAACGAUGUACUUUCAUCUCUGUUAGCAGGAAUCACCGCUGGACCCAAGCCGACAACACCAAUCUCGAUUCCCGACGCCUUGUCCAGCAUCUUGUCCGAUCUCCCAUGCAACGUCAACGGCCUCGUAGGAGAGCUCACAGGAAACAAUGCAGUGGUUUCCGCUAUCCUCGCUGGACCUAGCCAAGACAUCUGCUAUCUCCUCACGGCCUUGGCGAGCGCACUUGCAUUGCCCACCCAGCCGCCAGUAUUGUCUCUUCCUGGACUGCCUCUGAGCUCGAUCUUGAACGAUCUCUCGCUACCUUUGCCAACACCAAGCUUACCGGCUCUGCCCCUUUCUAGCAUCCUGGGUGGAAUCCUUCCGGGACUGUCUUCUGGUUUGAAUGGAUUGAUCCCAACGGCUGCGCCUGUGCUUACGGCACCCAUCAACAUUCCCUCUUCGCUUUCGUCUAUACUGGCUGGCCUUCCAUGUGAUGCCAAUGCACUGCUCGGCCAAGUCGGAGCGAACCCGCAGGUCUCCUCAAUUCUUGCGGGAGCUACCUCGGAUAUUUGCUCUCUCUUGUCGAGCCUGCCUACUGCGCUGCCUUCGCUUACUCUGCCCUCGCUCGCUCUGCCCACCCUCCCUCUCUCUUCCAUCCUGGGCGGGGUAGGCAAUGACUUGAGUUCCAUCCUAGGCGGAGUGAUCCCCACGGCUGCGCCUGUGCUUACCGCGCCAAUCAACAUUCCCUCUUCACUUUCGUCCAUUUUGAAUGAACUCCCGUGCAAUGCCAAUGCACUCCUUGGCCAAGUCGGAGCCAACCCGCAGGUCUCGUCUAUCCUUGCUGGAGCCACCUCGGACAUCUGUUCUCUCCUGUCGGCCUUGCCAACUGCACUGCCUUCGCUCGCACUGCCUUCCCUCUCUCUGCCCGGACUCCCUCUCUCUUCCAUUCUGGGCGGGGUGGGCAAUGACUUGAGUUCCAUAUUGGGCGGAUUGAUCCCCACGGCCGCUCCAGUCCUUACCGCACCAAUCGCUAUCCCAUCCGCGCUAUCCUCAGCAUUAGGUCAACUCCCUUGCGACAUCAACUCUCUCCUGUCUGGCUUUCUCGGGGACGCAGGACUAUUAAUCGAUAUUCUCAACGGUCCCACCGGAAACAUCUGUUCCUUGUUAUCAGCUCUUCCCACCAACGUCCCGUCGUCUCUGGCCUUGAGCAUCCCCAGUCUCUCGUUGCCCGGCCUGACUGGAAUUCUGACGUUGCCGACCCCGACGAACAGUAUUCCGGGAAUUUCUUUGCCAUUGCCUACAGCAGUGUCUAUUCCAAGUCUGUCUUUGCCGCCCAUCUCGGCUCCCUCGUUGCCACUCUCUGGAUCUGGCUUUCCCACGGGCCUUCCGAGCAUUUCGUUACCUGUGAUUUCGGGACUUCCGAUUAGUGUUCCUUCGAUAUCGAAUCCGCUUUCGAUUCCUUCGCUAUCGUUGAGUUUGCCAACGGGCGUCUCACUGCCGGCUGUCAGUCCUUCGAUUCCAUCGUUGUCGAUUCCGUCGCUGUCGAUUCCGUCGUUGUCGAUUCCUUCAUUGUCGAUUCCCUCCUUGUCGAUCCCUACGAUUUCAGGACUGCCAACAAGUGUUUCACUGCCGCCAGUCAGCUUGUCGAUUCCUUCUUUGUCGAUCCCCAGCAUCAGCAUUCCUUCGCUAUCGAACCCGCUUUCGGUACCUUCGUUGCCAAGCGUGUCACUGCCGCCCCUCAGCUUGUCGAUCCCAUCUUUGUCGAUCCCCAGCCUUUCGCUCCCCAGAUCAUCCAGCAGAGCAUCUUCUUCCAGAACAGGAAGCGCUUCCUCCUCCUCCUCCUCCUCCUCCUCCUCCUCCUCCUCCUCCUCCUCAUCCACCACAACAAUCCCCCGCCUGACUCUCCCCACCCUCGCCACCCGCCCCGUCAUCAACUGUCCCCUCGACCAAGGCCUCUCAUACGUCUCUCCCUCCGGCCAAGCCUUCUCCAUCCAAUGCGGCACCGACUACCCCAGCUCCUCCGACCUCGCCACCUCCCUCCAACCCAAUCUCCAAUCCUGCAUCAACUCCUGCAGUUCUGUCCCCGGUUGCGCCGGAACGUCAUAUACCUCUCUCUCGCAAAUUUGUACCUACAAAACCUCCUCGUCCUUCUCCGUCGCGGGUGUGACGAGUGUAGGAGGAGGACAGGUGGAUUCUGCUUCGCCCGUGGAUUUGUCUUGUCCGAGGGCGAAUGGAGGACAGUAUGUGGAUUUCUCGGGGGCGAGUUACAAUGUGUUGUGUAAUGUCACGUUUCCGUUUAGUGUGAAUAUUACCGGGUCGGCGGGGAUUUCUACGAGGGGGGAGAUGGAGAUGAUGGAGGAGAAUGAUUCAUUUGAGAUGAAGAAGUUGGAUGCACGAGAUGUUAAUGCUGCGGCGUUUACUGUGCCUUCGACGAUUGUGUGCAGCAAUCAGUGCUCGAAUAUGACGAAUUGCAUUGCUGCUACGGCAGAAAAGGGGCAAUGUGUGUUCAUUUCGGAUCUGGGAACUGUGGCGGAGGGAUCGAGUAUUGCGGAUACGGUGGUCAUGGCUGGCAAGAGGAUUGUUGAACCGGAUGGAUCUACUUCUACUUCUUUGGCGGCUACUGCGAGACCGACUGUGGUGAGCUCGAGAUCGGCUUCCGCUUAUGUCUACCCGACAACGACGACCACGACCACGACGCCUGCUGUUUCUGCGGCUCCAUCAUCAUCAUCUACCUCGACAUAUUCUGAUUGUGGUCUGCUUGGACUCAAUUGUGGCCCUUCAUCCCAAUCUAGCUUGACGACGCAGAGAUGUGUCUUGGGUCUCAAUGUCCUCGGCGGUUUGCUCUGUGAAGGCCCCACUCCCAGUGCGGGCACUGGCAGUCCGAUUUUGGCGACUCUGAGCACCGUCACCACACCGACGACGAGCAACAGCAAGAUUACAGUCGUUUUGCCAGUCACGACCGUGUACACGACUUCUACGGUUUCGUACUGUAGUGUGGGGUCGAACAACUUCACUUCGUGUAGCUCUGUGCCCAAGCCUACUCUCUCGUCGACUACGAUCAGCUCGCCCACUGUGGCCCCGGCGGCUACUCCAACAAAGAAUUGUGGAUUGCUGGGACUGAAUUGCGCUCUGUGAUGAGCCGGAGAGGAUCGAUAGGGCGAUGGGUGCACAUGAAAGACUGUACAGUUAGGGUCUGCAGAUAUCGGCGCGGGUUUGGAGUGAGUGGCAUGUUGUUCGAGCAUGGACUUUGGGUUGUUGGGUCGAGAGAGACUCCGGAUGGGGGCGUUUUGCGUUCCACGUGGACGAUGGAAGAGUCGUAUCAUGUUCCAAUUUUCGUAAUCAGCGCUUUAGUAAUGCCCUCAAAGAGAGGCUGUAGAGAGCAAGCAGUAUACUUGUCGACAAGCAAGCCUUCCGUAUUUUCCGCAUCUUCCCCUUCUCUCCCUGUCUGCAUCUGGCGACCUUUGAUGACAGUGCCUUCUGGAUAGCUCGGCCGCUUGCCUUCUUCAAUCAGGCGAAUGAACAUGGGAUCAAUGGGCAGACUCCCCAAGAAAUCGACGGCAAACUCUUGGGACAUGGCUUGUCCACCACCCUUGGAGAACACAUUCGUACACUCGGAGCAAUUCGGACACACAAAACCAGCCAUAUUCUCCACCACACCCAGAAUCUUCACAUUGACUUUCCGGCAAAAGUUGAUUUCCUUCUUCACAUCACUGACACUGAUGGCUUGCGGGGUCGUCACGAUGACUGCUCCCGCUAACUGUUCCGGCGUCGCAGACUUGAGCAGAGUUUCCACGAGCGAAAUGUGCUCGUCGCUGGUUCCCGGCGGGGUGUCGAUGAGGAGGUAGUCCAAGGUGCCCCAUUGGACAUCCGACAAGAAUUGGCGAAUCAUGGCGGUUUUUUUGGGUCCGCGCCACACCACUGCGUCGCUCCGGUUGGCGAGGAGGAAACCGAGGGACAUGGCGCUGAGUCUGCCCAGGGCUUGUGGUGGUCGUUGUUCUUGUCCAUUCUUCUCCUCGUGCUCACUCGUCUGCUGCUCGCUAUUUCUUGCUUCGUGCACGGGCACGGGCAGCCAUCCGCCAGGCGCCUGUGUGACUUUGGAGGCUUCAAUUCCGAGGAAUCGCGGAAUCGAAGGGCCGGUGAGAUCGACGUCUAGAAGGCCGACGGAGUGGCCUUGCAGGGAUAGAGAGAGGGCGAGUUGGGUGGUGACGCUGGACUUGCCGACGCCGCCUUUGCCGGAGAGGACGAGGACGAUGUGCUUGAUCCCAGCUAGCGAGGGCGACGACGACGACGAAGAAGAAGAAGACAUGUAUGGCGUGGCUUGCG
This is a messenger RNA of Sphaerulina musiva SO2202, 5666 nucleotides long. RefSeq lists its product as uncharacterized. Lineage: Eukaryota; Fungi; Ascomycota; Dothideomycetes; Mycosphaerellales; Mycosphaerellaceae. The transcript has a single exon. The record is from RefSeq and is a predicted model, not a curated record. The coding region runs from base 318 to 4478 and encodes 1386 amino acids.